Messenger RNA from Alternaria arborescens, 795 nucleotides. RefSeq lists its product as hypothetical. Gene Ontology annotation, biological process: amino acid metabolic process; biosynthetic process. The record is from RefSeq and is a predicted model, not a curated record. Lineage: Eukaryota; Fungi; Ascomycota; Dothideomycetes; Pleosporales; Pleosporaceae. Gene Ontology annotation, molecular function: transaminase activity; pyridoxal phosphate binding. The transcript has 5 exons. Bases 1 to 795 code for a protein of 264 amino acids.
AUGCUGUCUACUCGUGGUCGCAGAUAUGCGGCCUUGGAUCUGGCUGCAGGCUACACCAAAAAUCGUGGCCAUCUCUAUGACAAGACCAAACAUCCAACAGGUUUAGUGUCUUUCAGCAAUGCGGAAAACUUGCUCAUGCGAGAAGAGGUCCUAGACUACAUAAAGACCAAGUGUAUUCCCAGCCUUGAGCCCGACACCUUGACCUAUCAUGACGGCCCUUUUGGAUCCAAGCGCCUGCGCCAAGCGAUGGCUGCGUUCAUUAACAAGCGUUUCUCGCCCGUUUCAGCUGUAACAAUCGACCAAGUAUCUUUUGUUAGCGGUGUGACUGCGUUGAACGACAUUUUGUCUCUAUGUAUGACAGACGGAGAGACUGAUGGUUUGCUUCUUGGUAUGCCGAUAUAUGGAUCUUUCUAUCCGGAUAUGGCGAGCAUGUCCAACUGCAAGUUGGUUUACGCCCCUUUCGAUGGCAAAGACCAGUUUACUACUGCGGCAGUUGAACAUUACGAGCGUGCUGUUGAAGAAGCUGGCCGAAAUGGGAUUAAAGUGAAGGCACUCAUCUUAUCCAAUCCACACAAUCCACUAGGCCGGUGUUAUCCCCGUGAAACUCUAGAGGCCAUCCUCCGCUUCUGCGAAAAGCAGAGCAUACAUCUUAUCAGCGAUGAAAUAUAUGCUCAAUCGGUGUAUGGCACGAGUUCGGUCUAUGCAGAAUUUACGUCAAUACUCUCCGUUAAUGUAAAAGGUAUCAUUGACGAGAAACUUGUUCAUGUAAUGUACGGAAUGUCAAAGGUAAAGUGA